This is a messenger RNA of Quercus robur (English oak), 931 nucleotides long. RefSeq lists its product as uncharacterized. Lineage: Eukaryota; Viridiplantae; Streptophyta; Magnoliopsida; Fagales; Fagaceae. The record is from RefSeq and is a predicted model, not a curated record. The transcript has 2 exons. Bases 24 to 647 code for a protein of 207 amino acids.
AGGGAGUCGGGGUAUUUAAGCAAAUGUUGAAGGCCGGACUCAGAUUCCCAUUGAGUUCGCUUCACCGUGAGCUCCUCCGACAACUGGGGUUAUCCGUGAAUCAGAUUUCCCCUAAUGCUUGGAGGGUUUUUAUAGCGAUGGAGAUCUUGUACGGCGCUAUGUCUGACGGAGAAAAGAGGCUGACGGUUAGGGAGUUCUUUCACUGUUACCGUCCGGACGAAAUUGAUAAGUCUAGGGGAAUAUAUAGCUUCGUCCCCAGGAGUCCGUUGUUGAAAGUCAUCUAUGACACACCGGACUCAAAUAGGGAUUGGAAGAGCCGGUACUUCUUCCUAGAAGGCAACGGUUGGAUGGGUCGUCUGGGGGACACGGAUUUCAUGCCCGUUGACACUACUUGGGGCAUUUUACACCCGUCUAUUAGACGACGCCCCCAAAUUGACAUUAAGGAGUUUGCUUUCCUUGAGAAAAUUUUCUCAAAGACCAAGCCGGAGGAAAGGACUUGGGCAAAGUUGGUAACACUUAAUACCAUUCACUGGUAUUGCGACGGACCGAAACCGACAGCGGCAGUCGUCAAGUACGAAGCACAGAUAAGGAGGCGUAAGCUCGUCACCCUAUACUUGAAAAAUUAUGUAACUUAUUUUGCUAAUUAACUCUCCCGUCCAUGUUUCAGAGAUGGAUGACGCCAAGAGAAGAGCUCUGAUCCGAGCAAAGGCCGCAAAGAAGACCGGUGAUGACGCUCCCCCUGCGACGGGCCUAAGCAAUCCGUCUGCGAGGCGGAAAACUCAACCCAAAGUGGAUCAUCAGGCCAAGAAGGCCAAAGUAUCUUUAGAACCCGUCGUGGGACUUAUGGCGGAGCCUCCGAAGACGGCCACUCCAAUCAAGCAUGGGGUUGGCAAGGGCCUGAUGAAGGGCCCGUCGAAGGAUCAAGAGAAGC